Fusarium vanettenii 77-13-4 is the source of this 930-nucleotide messenger RNA. RefSeq lists its product as uncharacterized. The record is from RefSeq and is a predicted model, not a curated record. The transcript has 7 exons. Gene Ontology annotation, biological process: RNA methylation. Gene Ontology annotation, cellular component: mitochondrion. Gene Ontology annotation, molecular function: rRNA (uridine-2'-O-ribose)-methyltransferase activity. Bases 1 to 930 code for a protein of 309 amino acids. Lineage: Eukaryota; Fungi; Ascomycota; Sordariomycetes; Hypocreales; Nectriaceae.
AUGCCUUGCUCGUUAGGCGUUGGAGGCUUGGCUAACCUCCAAUUCUCACUCGCGCGAGCAAUUGGAUGCCCAAUUCGUUGGUCCUCGUCGGGUUCCCGCUGGAAGCAACGUCAAGGCCGCGAUGCAUACGCCAGGAAUGCCAAAGUCCAAGGCCUCAAGAGUCGAGCAGCGUUCAAACUUUUAGAGAUGGAUGCCAAGUACAGGCUGUUCAAGAACAAUGGGCAGACUGUUGUUGACCUGGGAUAUGCCCCCGGAAGUUGGUCACAGGUCGCCGUGGAUAGGACGAGACCUCAUGGCCGAGUCAUUGGCAUCGAUCUCAUCCCAGCCCAGCCGCCGCAAGGUGUUGCCACCUUCCAAGGCGACUUCCUCUCUCCGAACGUCCAAGGAAUGGUCAAGAACUUCAUCCUCGAUACUCAUAAACGCCCUCCGCCACUGCAGCACGAGGCCGAGACCAGUGACUCUGACGAGGUUGAAGUGUCGGAAAUUGACCGUCCUAGCUACAUCGACAUGGAACGACACGCAAGCUCUGAAUCUGGAUCACCAGAAGCCUCAGAUGACAUGUCAGCACCCUGGGACCAAACUUCCGGCUUCUACGUGAACAGCUUGAGUAAUCCCUAUAAUAGGUUGAUGAACACGAGCGGCAACGCCUUUCGAGAUCACGCCGGCAGCAUGGAUCUGUGUGCCGCCGCCCUACAGUUUGCUAGCGACACCCUGAAGUCUGGCGGGCACUUUGUCUGCAAGUUUUACCAGGGACCCGAGGACAAAGAAUUCGAGAAGAAACUGAAGACUCUGUUUGUCAAGGUCUUUCGAGAGAAGCCAGAGUCUUCAAGGAAGGUACGUGCAAUUCAUGAAGGUUACAACAGCCACAAUGGUACGAUCAAGGCGGCAGCAAUCCGCGAGAAUUUCAUUGAUGAAUUUUGUGAUACCUAG